Rattus rattus (black rat) is the source of this 2865-nucleotide messenger RNA. It is a transcript of the gene Wdtc1, whose product is annotated as WD and tetratricopeptide repeats 1. Lineage: Eukaryota; Metazoa; Chordata; Mammalia; Rodentia; Muridae. The coding region runs from base 524 to 2554 and encodes 676 amino acids. Gene Ontology annotation, biological process: negative regulation of fatty acid biosynthetic process. The record is from RefSeq and is a predicted model, not a curated record. Gene Ontology annotation, cellular component: cytoplasm; Cul4-RING E3 ubiquitin ligase complex. The transcript has 16 exons. Gene Ontology annotation, molecular function: protein binding.
GGCCCGCGCUCACUAUUCAGGAAACUGCCGGGCGCCAUCGCCGUAGCGUAGUCACCGACCGGGAGGCGCGGGGCAGGCGCGGAGACUGCGUGGCGCAGGCGCAGUGCGGAACUUCUUCUGGGUCCCCAGACAGCUGGAGGAGAUAAACAGAGGAGGAGGGAGGGGAGUGCGUGUGUGAGAGCGCGCGAGGGAGUGUGAGUGUGUGUGAGCGCGGGUGUGAGGCGGUGCGCAGGGGCGGGCGGAGGCGCUGUCCGGCCCCGGCCAGGCGCCGGGCGGGGAGCAUGGGAAGAGGCUAGAGCUGCUCGGGUCCCCAGCCCCCUUCCCGGGAUCCGCAACCCUGCUCCCGGGAGAGGGGCCGGGCCCCCUGGACCGACAUGGGCUCCUGAAGUUGCUCCGCUGCUGGUCCUGGGAAGAGACCUGACAGGUAAUUAAAUGCUUGUCUUGUGGACCUGGGCUUGGCUGGAAUGUGCAAGGGUCUUGAAGAUCCUUCUAUAGCUUCCUUCUGUUGAACCAUUAAGAGAAGAUGGCAAAAGUCAAUAUAACUAGAGACCUCAUUCGUAGGCAAAUUAAGGAGCGGGGUGCCCUGAGCUUUGAGCGGCGAUAUCAUGUCACUGACCCUUUUAUCCGGCGGCUGGGCCUGGAAGCAGAGCUUCAGGGUCACUCGGGAUGUGUCAACUGUCUGGAGUGGAACGAGAAAGGAGACUUGCUGGCUUCUGGCUCCGACGACCAGCACACCAUCGUGUGGGACCCACUGCACCACAAGAAGCUGCUCUCCAUGCACACAGGACACACAGCAAACAUCUUCUCUGUCAAGUUCCUGCCGCAUGCUGGAGACCGAAUCCUGAUCACGGGGGCAGCUGACUCCAAGGUGCACGUCCAUGACCUGACGGUGAAGGAGACGAUCCACAUGUUUGGAGACCAUACAAACCGGGUGAAGCGCAUUGCCACGGCACCCAUGUGGCCUAACACGUUCUGGAGCGCUGCUGAGGACGGGCUCAUCCGCCAGUAUGACCUUCGGGAGAACAGCAAACAUUCAGAGGUGCUGAUUGACCUAACAGAAUACUGUGGCCCGAUGGUGGAGGCCAAGUGCCUCACUGUCAAUCCCCAGGAUAACAACUGCCUGGCCGUAGGGGCCAGUGGGCCCUUUGUGAGGCUCUAUGACAUUCGAAUGAUCCAUAACCACAGAAAGAGCAUGAAGCAGAGCCCUUCGGCGGGUGUGCACACCUUCUGUGACCGGCAGAAGCCCCUUCCGGACGGUGCAGCACAGUAUUAUGUCGCAGGUCACCUGCCGGUGAAGCUGCCUGACUAUAACAGCCGCCUGAGAGUGCUGGUCGCCACUUACGUGACCUUCAGCCCCAAUGGUACAGAGCUGCUGGUCAACAUGGGAGGAGAGCAGGUGUACUUGUUUGACUUGACUUACAAGCAACGGCCAUAUACCUUCCUCUUGCCUAGAAAAUGUCACUCAGUGGAAGUCCAGAACGGCAAGAUGUCUACUAAUGGCGUGUCGAACGGCGUGUCGAACGGCCUGCACCUUCACAGCAACGGCUUCCGGCUGCCAGAAAGCAAGGGGUGUAUCAGCCCCCAGGUGGAGCUCCCCCCAUACCUGGAGCGCGUGAAGCAGCAAGCCAACGAAGCCUUUGCCUGCCAGCAGUGGACGCAGGCCAUCCAGCUUUACAGCAAGGCUGUGCAGAAGGCCCCUCACAACGCCAUGCUCUACGGAAACAGGGCUGCUGCCUACAUGAAACGCAAGUGGGACGGCGACCACUACGAUGCCCUCCGGGACUGUCUCAAGGCCAUCUCCCUAAACCCUUGCCACCUGAAGGCACACUUCCGUCUGGCCCGGUGCCUCUUUGAACUGAAGUAUGUGGCCGAGGCUCUGGAGUGCCUGGAUGACUUCAAAGGGAAGUUCCCAGAGCAGGCCCACAGCAGUGCUUGUGACGCACUGGGCCGGGACAUCACAGCUGCCCUUUUCUCCAAAAGUGAUGGUGAGGAGAAGAAGGCAGCUGGCGGCGGUGGUCCAGUUCGCCUCCGAAGCACAAGCCGCAAGGACUCCAUCUCCGAGGACGAGAUGGUGCUACGGGAGCGCAGCUACGACUAUCAGUUCCGCUACUGUGGCCACUGCAACACCACAACGGACAUCAAGGAGGCAAAUUUCUUUGGCAGCAAUGCUCAGUACAUCGUCAGCGGCUCUGAUGAUGGCUCCUUCUUCAUCUGGGAAAAGGAGACCACCAACCUAGUCCGAGUGCUCCAGGGAGAUGAAUCCAUUGUCAACUGCUUGCAGCCACACCCCAGCUACUGCUUCCUGGCUACCAGUGGCAUCGACCCUGUUGUGCGAUUGUGGAACCCACGACCAGAGAGUGAAGACCUCACGGGCCGAGUCGUGGAGGACAUGGAGGGUGCCUCUCAGGCCAACCAGCGGCGCAUGAAUGCCAAUCCCCUGGAGGCGAUGCUGCUGGACAUGGGCUACCGGAUCACAGGCCUGAGCAGUGGGGGCGCUGGGGCCUCCGAUGAUGAGGACAGCGCAGAGGGCCAGGUGCAGUGCCGGCCCAGCUAGAUGCUCCUAGCCCCAGUCCCCAGCCCUGUGCAGGAGAUCAGAGGGCUGGGCUCUGUUUUGGUUUGUCUUUCCCACCCCCAUUUUUCAUUUCCCCUGUUUUGUUUGUUAGUUCGACAUUGUGGGUGGGGAUUGCUGCAACUUGCUGGCUUUCAGACUCUCGGGCUGAUUGUCCCUUGACUGUCCACAGCCCUGAGCAGAAAAGCAGGGGGGGAAGUCCCUCCGUAUGCCCUUACCUCCUGCUUCCGUGUCUCUGGAAGGCUCUGGCCCUCCUCAAAACCCCUUCCGCCUCCAGUGGGGAGGCAAGAGCUGAA